GUAAACACUUUAGCUCCAGAGGACAACAGGAUGCACGCACUUGCAUAGGCCUGAGGGCAUGUUUUGAACUACCCCAUCAUCAUCAUCAUCAUCAUCAUCAUCAUCAUCCUCUUCACACUAUUGCAUUAGGACGAACGUGAAUUUCAACACAAUCCAAACAAUAGGAGUGAAUGAGCGAGUGGAGGAGGAGAGGAGAGCUGGAUUGGGGGGCGGUGUAGCUGAGAGGCCACAGAGGGGGGUUCCAGCAUUACUGAGAGGGCUGGACAGAGCAAAGGAGCAGAAAACAAGGAAGAAAAGAAGCAAGAGGGGGAGAGAGAGGGAGAGAUGGCGAGUGGAGAGAUCUCCACUCUUCCCUCGGGCACGAGCGACAGCUUUCCCCCGGGCCACUUCAAAGAGCCCAAGCGGCUGUACUGCAAAAACGGAGGCUACUUCUUGCGCAUCAACCCAGACGGACGAGUGGAUGGCAUCCGUGAGAAAAACGACCCCAACAUUCGGCUGCAGCUCCAGGCAACCGCAGUGGGAGAAGUCGUAAUCAAGGGUAUCUCGGCUAAUCGCUACCUUGCAAUGAGCGCAGAGGGGAGGCUGUUUGGAACGAGACGAGCAACUGACGAAUGUUAUUUCUUCGAGCGACUGGAGGCAAAUAACUACAACACGUACAGAUCACGGAAAUACCCCAACUGGUACGUUGCGCUAAAGAGGACAGGACAGUACAAGAGUGGAGCGAACACAGGACCUGGACAAAAAGCGAUCCUCUUCCUACCAAUGUCAGCCAAGAGCUAAACUUCUUCAGUGUGAGUUGUUAUUAGUUUAUGUGAAAUCAAAUGUCAGGUCAGAAUAUGGACAAUGAAUCAUUUUGGGACAUUAAUAAAGGGUUUCUUUUCUUUUAUUGAAUCAUUUACAGACAUAAAAGUAUCACAGUGCUUCACUUGCUUUUGACUAAUGAAUCAUUUCAGGCCAUUAAUAAUUGAUUUCAAUUGUGUGUGAAUUUUUAUUUUUAUUAAUAUUUUAUUUUAUGUUUGUUUGUUUGUUUUUUGAGCUCAUCAUUUUGUCUGAGAUGUGAAUGGAAAUGUGGACAAACUAAAGAGGUUCCUAAAAAAAGUGGUUACAGCUAAUGUCAAUUAAUUACUAAGUACAUAAUAUAUCAUCUGUAUAAUUUUUCAUCACCAACCUUAUUUUCUAGGUCCUAUUCAUUUUCUGAAGAAAAACCUUAAAAAUGUUGUUUAAAAUGCUUUUGGAAACGUUUUGUUAUUCUCAAAUUCUUAAAUUUAACUUAGAAAAAAGAGAAUAGAUUUUUAAUAGAUUUUUUUCAACUUCUUUUAAAUUUAUGGAUAAUUGAACAUUUUAGGCCAGUAAAAACAAUAGACAAUAUAAUUACAUAUAUUGUGACUAAGCCCCGGUGCUGAAUCUUCUAAUUUAACAGUUCGAAAUUGUAUCAGUUUUAAAACUGCAGAAAAGCAAUAUUUUUAGCAAUAAUCAGGUUAUAAAAUUCAACCUUAAAGCUGAACUGGACAUUUGCAUUCAGUCAGUGUAACUACAUUUUGUAAACAAGGAGGUACUGUACUCUCAGCCUGGAGCGCUGUGAAUUUCUGUUUUUCAAUGAAACAGAAACAUGAAUGAAAUUCAGAGCUGCCAGACUAAGGAGAAAGGUGUUGUAUGGAAAUUUAAUUCAAAUUUUACAUUUGUAAAAUGCAAAAAUUUUACAUUUGUGAAAUUUUCUCGCUACUGUACUUUGAACAUACUAGUGGGUCAGAAAAAGUUUGUAGAUCUACAUUAAAAUUUAUAUCGAAACAAUUCUGAAAGUGGAACUCAGUUAAAUAUUUAUUCUAGCAAUACUUUAUAAACAUUAACAUUAAAGUCAGACUUAAAUUACAAGCUUAAGUUAACAAAGAAAAAUGGCCAAAAUUUGUUUAACAUGAAUCUACAUAACUACAUAACUACAUAACUACAUAACAAUCAAAUAAAUAACUCGAAACAUUCACGAAUUUGUGAAACAAUUAUUUUAAUUGGCAAAAGUGUUUUGUUAAAAUAUAUUUUAUAAAAGUUAUUUUUAUUUUUAAAGCCUCUUGAUGUUUAUAACUGCAGCUCCUGUACAUUUUGAACGAAUGUCCUGACUAAAUGUGAGUUUAAAAGAUGCUGCUUCUAUAUAUAUAUAUUUUAGCUUCAGUGUGUAUAGAUCACAUUGUGCUGUAAAUGAGAUUUUAUGUGAGAAAAUAAACACUAAAUAGUC
Messenger RNA from Tachysurus fulvidraco (yellow catfish), 2227 nucleotides. It is a transcript of the gene fgf2, whose product is annotated as fibroblast growth factor 2. Lineage: Eukaryota; Metazoa; Chordata; Actinopteri; Siluriformes; Bagridae. The coding region runs from base 325 to 780 and encodes 151 amino acids. The record is from RefSeq and is a predicted model, not a curated record. Gene Ontology annotation, molecular function: fibroblast growth factor receptor binding; growth factor activity. Gene Ontology annotation, cellular component: cytoplasm. The transcript is spliced from 4 exons. Gene Ontology annotation, biological process: animal organ morphogenesis; positive regulation of cell population proliferation; positive regulation of protein phosphorylation.